Messenger RNA from Bufo bufo (common toad), 2068 nucleotides. It is a transcript of the gene UBC, whose product is annotated as ubiquitin C. Gene Ontology annotation, biological process: protein ubiquitination; modification-dependent protein catabolic process. Gene Ontology annotation, molecular function: protein tag activity; ubiquitin protein ligase binding. The coding region runs from base 136 to 1965 and encodes 609 amino acids. Lineage: Eukaryota; Metazoa; Chordata; Amphibia; Anura; Bufonidae. The transcript is spliced from 2 exons. Gene Ontology annotation, cellular component: nucleus; cytoplasm. The record is from RefSeq and is a predicted model, not a curated record.
UCCCGGUCUAGGGGGUUUUGCGGAAGGUUACUGACGUUCUCUAUAUAAGCGAGCGGCGUUCGCGCACUCACUCAUUUCUACCACGCCGUAGAAGGUUCAGACUUGUGGGUUUCGGCUCGAGGAGAUAUUGCAAACAUGCAGAUUUUUGUGAAGACGCUUACUGGGAAGACUAUAACACUGGAAGUUGAGCCAAGUGACACCAUUGAGAAUGUCAAAGCAAAAAUCCAAGACAAGGAAGGAAUUCCCCCAGACCAGCAAAGAUUGAUUUUUGCAGGAAAACAGCUUGAAGAUGGCCGUACUCUGUCUGAUUACAAUAUUCAGAAAGAAUCUACUCUCCACUUGGUUUUGCGACUGAGAGGUGGCAUGCAAAUUUUCGUAAAAACCCUGACUGGCAAGACAAUCACCCUAGAAGUUGAGCCAAGUGACACCAUUGAGAAUGUAAAAGCCAAAAUCCAAGACAAGGAAGGAAUUCCCCCAGACCAGCAAAGAUUGAUUUUUGCAGGAAAACAGCUUGAAGAUGGCCGUACUCUGUCUGAUUACAAUAUUCAGAAAGAAUCUACUCUCCACUUGGUUUUGCGACUGAGAGGUGGCAUGCAAAUUUUCGUAAAAACCCUGACUGGCAAGACAAUCACCCUAGAAGUUGAGCCAAGUGACACCAUUGAGAAUGUCAAAGCCAAAAUCCAAGACAAGGAAGGAAUUCCCCCAGACCAACAAAGAUUGAUUUUUGCUGGGAAGCAGCUUGAAGAUGGCCGUACUCUGUCUGAUUACAAUAUUCAGAAAGAAUCUACUCUCCACUUGGUUUUGCGACUGAGAGGUGGCAUGCAAAUUUUCGUAAAAACCCUGACUGGCAAGACAAUCACCCUAGAAGUUGAGCCAAGUGACACCAUUGAGAAUGUCAAAGCCAAAAUCCAAGACAAGGAAGGAAUUCCCCCAGACCAACAAAGAUUGAUUUUUGCUGGGAAGCAGCUUGAAGAUGGCCGCACCCUUUCAGACUAUAACAUCCAAAAAGAAUCUACCCUGCACUUAGUCUUGCGUUUGAGAGGUGGCAUGCAAAUCUUUGUGAAGACCCUAACUGGGAAAACAAUUACUCUAGAAGUUGAACCCAGUGACACAAUUGAGAAUGUGAAAGCCAAAAUCCAGGACAAAGAAGGUAUCCCUCCUGACCAGCAGAGGUUGAUAUUUGCUGGCAAGCAGUUAGAAGAUGGCCGUACACUCUCAGAUUACAAUAUUCAAAAAGAGUCCACUUUGCACUUGGUUCUUCGCCUUAGAGGUGGCAUGCAAAUCUUUGUGAAAACCCUGACUGGCAAGACCAUUACCCUAGAAGUAGAGCCAAGUGACACCAUUGAGAAUGUGAAAGCCAAAAUCCAGGACAAAGAAGGUAUCCCUCCUGACCAACAGAGGUUAAUCUUUGCAGGUAAACAGCUUGAAGAUGGUCGCACCCUUUCAGACUAUAACAUCCAAAAAGAAUCUACCCUGCACUUAGUCUUGCGUUUGAGAGGUGGCAUGCAAAUCUUUGUCAAAACCCUGACUGGCAAGACCAUCACCCUAGAAGUGGAGCCAAGUGACACCAUUGAGAAUGUAAAAGCCAAAAUCCAAGACAAGGAAGGAAUUCCCCCAGACCAACAAAGAUUGAUUUUUGCUGGGAAGCAGCUUGAAGAUGGUCGCACCCUAUCUGAUUAUAACAUCCAAAAAGAAUCCACCUUACAUCUGGUCCUCCGCUUGAGAGGUGGCAUGCAAAUCUUUGUGAAGACCCUAACUGGGAAAACAAUUACUCUAGAAGUUGAACCUAGUGACACCAUUGAAAAUGUUAAAGCUAAAAUCCAAGACAAAGAAGGGAUUCCUCCAGAUCAGCAGAGAUUGAUCUUUGCAGGAAAGCAGCUUGAAGAUGGUCGCACCUUAUCAGAUUACAAUAUUCAAAAGGAGUCUACUCUGCAUCUUGUUUUGCGUUUGAGGGGUGGUAUCUGAAGCAUGAUGAUCAGGAAGUGUUGCUGUCAAUCAAUGCUGCCAGCACUUUGAAUCAUGUUUUUAUUGCACUUUUUCAUUAAAGUUUAUUGCAUUCCAAAAAAAA